Molecule: messenger RNA, 2346 nt
Organism: Klebsormidium nitens
Lineage: Eukaryota; Viridiplantae; Streptophyta; Klebsormidiophyceae; Klebsormidiales; Klebsormidiaceae
Source: the annotation of a GenBank genome assembly
AUGGGGGCAGGGAGGAGAGACCGGGGCUCAUGGUCGCUGAGCGCUGCAAUGACGUCAGCGCUCGUCCUCGUCCUAGUAGGGGCCACGUCAGCGGUCGCUCACGGUUCAGCGGGAUCAAAGCAGAGUGUAGCAACGGGUGCAGAGGAAGGCGCGGUUUAUCCUGGAAGUAGAAACGCAGAACCUGACUUUGCAGAGGUUGAGGGGAAGCUGGCAAGAGCCUCUUUGUUAGGGGUUGCGCAAGGAGAGCGGAAAGAAGUGGCGCAUGCCGGCGAGGGUUUUGCGCGGCAUCCCUUUUCAUCAAGAUCUCUCGGAUCUGGAUCGGAGGGUCUCGGAAGGACAGUGGAAGAAAGUGCGCAGAACGCAGAAGACGUUGCGCGCGAGCAGGGCCCCGGCGGAAAGCUCCGAGGAGUCCAUGGCGACUUUGCGAAUGCCAGGAAGGACAUAGUUCAUGUCGAGUGCGAAAAAAGCAGUGAGUGCAGCAACGCUACAGUUGGCCACGAAAGAAAAUACGAAAAGGAUGAAAAGGCCGGGGUUUUGAGAGAGAACCUGGAACUGCCUUCUGUGAUUGUGGAAAAAGAAGAGGCGGUGCUGGCCAAGGAAACAAGAGCGAAGGGGUGUGGAAGGGGAGAUUUUGUGGGGGCUUCUAAGCCGGCCGCGAGAGGAGAGAGCGGCGCCGAGGUGACAAGCAGCGCCUGGCAGAUGCUCCCAUUAUUUGGAUGGAUGUACCGUUUCUCUUCUCAGCGCCAGGAGCGAGAAAGUGCAGAUGUCCGCAAUGAGAAACAGGUCUCUGAGUCCCAUCUCAAGAAGGCAGACUCAAGAGCUACCUCAGUUCUCGAACAGCAUGGAAGAGACAAGCGAGUACUUGGAAAUGCUCUGAAAGGUGGACAGCAGACAAGGAGAUGCGUCGGGGGCGGGAAUCGAACGGCGGAGGUCGCCUUUUCGACAAUUCUGUACGUGGACACCAGCCGGGACUACGAGUACUUCGUGGCGACCAGAGUCAUGAUUCAGUCGCUCCUUUGGACGGGCACGGACGCCGACGUCGUGGUUUUGGCAUCGGAGGGGGUGCCCCAAGACUGGAUAGACACUCUGGAAUCCGAGGGCGCGCGCGUGCUCUCGGUGGCCGACGUCCCGAACCCCUACCGCGGCCGCGCCGGCGUGCAGCCGCGCUUCGCGCGCGCGCUCAACAAGCUGCUCGCGUGGCGCCUGACGGAGUACGCGCGCGUGGUGCAACUAGACGCGGACAAUCUGUUCCUGCGCAACGUGGACGAGCUGUUUGCGUGCGGGGACUUUUGCGCGGUGUUCAUCAACCCGUGCAUCUUCCACACUGGUCUCAUGGUACUCAAGCCUUCUCUGGAGACUUACGCCGACAUGCUGAAGCAACUAGAGACGGCGCCAUCCUUUGACGGCGCGGAUCAGGGCUUCCUCGCGUCCUACUUCCCGGACCUUCUGGACUGUCCGAUGUUCCGUCCGCUACCACCUGGUUCCGCCCGGCUGAACGGAACAUACCGGCUGCCGUUGGGAUACCAGAUGGAUCACGUGUACUACUACCUCAACUUCAGGUGGACCUUGACACCAGCCUGCGCCCCACAGGGCGUCCUCACCUUCCCGGGAGCGCCAGUGUUAAAGCCCUGGUAUUGGUGGAGUUGGCCGCUUCUUCCCCUCACCCUCGAGUGGCAUAAGCGCCGCGCCGAGACCAUAGGCUAUGAGCCGGAGCUGUACCGCGCGCUUUUGCUGGCGACCGCUUGGUUCGUGCUCGGGAUCAGCGUGGUUUCGAUCUCGCAAAGAACGUCGGCUCGUGGUUCCCACCGCCCCCGCUCUCCCCCGGGGUCGAACCUGGGGUUGCCCCUCUCCCUCCCGCGCAGCUCUUCCCCUCCCCCGAAAAGCACCUCAACCUUGUCUCGCCUCUUUCUGGGGGUAAAAACUCGCCUGCGUUUCAGCCCCCCGUUGCGAGCAACUGCAAUCUACCUUUCACUCGGGGGCAGUGCGGUUCUCGCCUUUUGGGCGGUGCCCACAACGGUGCACCCGUUUCUAGGUUGGGCCCUUUUCUAUCUGGGUUCCAUGAGUCUGGUUACCAUCAUCCUGUCCGUUAACCCUGGGUUACCGGUAACCGCCCUGGCGGCCCCCUGGCUCUUGUGGGCGGGCGUUUUGGGGGUUUUGGCGGCGCCGAUUUACUCCGCGGGCGCGCAGAAGAUCGUCGCGCUGUGCCUCCUGAGCGCGGCCGCGGCCGCGGUGCUCUUGGAGUCGGGCCGUCGGAUACUCGCCACGUGUAAGACGGAGGAGGCGGAGUGGAAGGCGCAGCACGAGGCGGGGGUGGUGCGAUGGGGCCAGCCGGAAAAGGAGAACUAG